CGAGAUACAUAUACUAAACUGGAUCUUUCUUUGUUGCAACGUUUACAGAAGCUCCAUGUAUACGAACGCUAUGUAGAACUGCUACCUUUGUGUGGAUUUUCGGACAUGAAGUCACUUACAUUGUACUGUAAAUGUGAUGGAUUGGACUUGCAAUCAUUUAAGAAUCUGCGUGGACUUGAGCUUGGUGAACAUGUGACCUUGGUAUCAAAUGCUCUAUAUGAGCUCAAUAACCUGGAGUCUCUAUCAUUAAAAUGUAAAUAUGACGGGUUAGAUUUGACGAGUUGCAAAAAUCUAAAGGACAUAAUUCUCGGUAAACAUAUAACACUAUUACCAUUUGCUCUGCGAGAUCUUUAUCAAGUGCAAAAAAUAAAAUUGGAGUGUAAAUGUGAUGGAUUGGACUUGACAUCAUUUAAGAAUCUGCGUGAACUUGAGCUUGGUGAACAUGUGACCUUGGUACCAAAUGCUCUAUAUGAGCUCAAUAACCUGGAGUCUCUAUCAUUAGCAUGUAAAUAUGACGGGUUAGAUUUGACGAGUUGCAAAAAGCUAAAGCGGAUUAAACUGGACAAGCAUGUUAAAUUAUUACCGAAUGCACUUCAAGAGCUUCGAAAGUUGGAUCAUCUCGAUUUAAGAUGCAUGUGCGAUGGGUUGGACUUAUCAUCUUGUACAAAUCUAAAGGACAUACGUCUCGGUGAACAUAUAACACUAUUACCAUUUGCUCUGCGUGAUCUUCAUCAAGUGCAAACAUUAAAUUUGAAGUGUAAAUGUGAUGGAUUGGACUUGCAAUCAUUUAAGAAUCUGCUUGAACUUGAGCUUGGUGAACAUGUGACCUUGGUACCAAAUGCUCUAUAUGAGCUCAAUAACCUGGAGUCUCUAUCAUUAGCAUGUAAAUAUGACGGAUUAGAUUUGACGAGUUGCAAAAAGCUAAAGCGGAUUGGACUGGACGAGCAUGUUAAAUUAUUACCGAAUGCACUUCAAGAGCUUCGAAAUUUGGAUUAUCUCGAUUUAAGAUGCAUGUGCGAUGGGUUGGACUUAUCAUCUUGUACAAAUCUAAAGCACAUCAGUCUCGGUGAACAUAUAACAUUGUUACCGAAUACGCUGCGUGAACUACACAACAUGAGACAUUUACAAUUAUGCUGUCAAUAUGAUGGGCUUGAAUUGUCAAUGUAUCGCAAGCUUGUGCAUCUUAUGCUCGGUAAAAAAGUUACUUUGUUACCGUGUGUAUUACGUGAUCUUCCGAAGCUGAAAUGUCUUACACUAUAUUGCAAAUAUGAGGGGCUGGAUUUGUCAUCUUGUCACAGUUUAAAAGAAAUUAAGCUCGGUAAAUUAGUUACAUUGUUGCCUAAUUCUCUACGUGAUCUUUCAAACCUGGAAUAUCUGACACUAAGAUGCAAAUGUGAAGGGCUUGACUUGUCUUCGUGGCAGAAUCUUCUGACUCUUAAGAUCGGUAAACAAGUAACUUUGCUGCCGAAUAGACCGGAGAAUAUUCGUGAACAAGUGUCGUUCGAAGAUGACAUAGAUAGCGACACCGACGAUGAAUUCUCGUCCGAGGAUAGCGACACCGACGAUGAAUUAGAAUAUUUCCAUCGGCGGAGGGUUCGGCGGAGGGUUUUGGCUUUGACGUUAAGCAAACUGUAUGUAAUGCUGUAGUGUAUGGCGAGUUAG
Molecule: messenger RNA, 1662 nt
Organism: Dreissena polymorpha
Lineage: Eukaryota; Metazoa; Mollusca; Bivalvia; Myida; Dreissenidae
Exons: 3
Coding region: 106-1647 (513 amino acids)
Source: RefSeq, a predicted model, not a curated record